AAUUAGGUCAAUUUAGUACGAACCGAUGCCUCACUUCCUAGAAUUCUUCCUCCAGGCAAAUUUUUCCUCUCACCACCUUCCUAUAUAAAUCCAAAGGAAGUUUCCCAUCUCCCACACUCUUGCAUCGUCUCCCUUAUAUAUAAUGUAACAAUCUCUCCACCAUAACCACACUGAUCCACACACUUCUUCCUAUUCACUUCCGGUGAAAAAUUUAUGCUAAUGUCAUCCCCACGGGGCCGAGGCAACCGACCGCCGCUCAUUUUUGAGGAUUUCUUCCCGCUGAUGGUGGAGAAGCUGGGGACGGAUGGGUUCAUGGAGGAGCUAAGCAACGGGUUUAAGCUUCUGGUGGACAGGGCCAAGGGAGUCAUAACAUUCGAGAGUCUGAAGAGGAACCUGGCGCUGUUAGGAUUGGAAGGAAUGAGCGAUGAGGAUGUGAUGUCAAUGCUGAGAGAGGGUGACUUGGACGGGGAUGGGGCGCUGAACGAGAAGGAGUUUUGCGUGCUCAUGCUCCGGUUGAGCCCCGAGCUGAUGAAGGACUCCAAGGAGUUGCUGGAGGAAGCGAUUUAUUUAGAUGAUUUGUAAGCUUGGAAUUGAUUUCCAGCCAAAUAGAAGAGGGAAAUUUGUCCUGCGUGGGUACGAAUUGAUCAUGCAUCUGUGAUGAUCUCGAAUAGUCAAUAAGUCGUAUUCUGCAUUUAAAUAUUUAUUUUAUUUUAAUUCUAGGCAGUGUCAGGAAGAGAAAAAGAAAAAAAACAAUGGAAGUUUCUUGGCCCUACGUUAAUCAAUUCAUUUUGUCCUUUAGUGGAAUUAUAAGAUUGAAUUUUUCGGCUA
Messenger RNA from Punica granatum (pomegranate), 828 nucleotides. Lineage: Eukaryota; Viridiplantae; Streptophyta; Magnoliopsida; Myrtales; Lythraceae. The record is from RefSeq and is a predicted model, not a curated record.